AUGCGAGCGUCAGGUACCGGGUACCCACCAACAUUGACCUCGGUCAACCGCGAGCGCGCCCGCGCCUGCACCGGUAACUGCGCCCUCGACUGCGACCUCAAUCGGGACCUCAAUCGGGACCUCAACUCAUCACUCCUCAACGGGCCUGUGUAUCCGUACCUCACAGUCCAGCCUCAUGGCAUUGACACUGCAACCUCGACGGUCUGGAUAUACGUUCCCCAGGCGAAUCAUGCACGACAUCGAAGGCAGGACAGGCAAUGA
This is a messenger RNA of Diaporthe citri, 261 nucleotides long. RefSeq lists its product as uncharacterized. The coding region runs from base 1 to 261 and encodes 86 amino acids. The record is from RefSeq and is a predicted model, not a curated record. NCBI's taxonomy places the organism in Eukaryota, Fungi, Ascomycota, Sordariomycetes, Diaporthales, Diaporthaceae. The transcript is spliced from 2 exons.